GGAUAUAUAUGGCAGAAUCAACUGCGUCAUUCUUUGAUCCUUGCCUGGUGUGACCGAUGGCAAGGACUGUAUAAUACGACUCGUGGGUGACACGUAAAGACUUCCACACCGCUUCCAUGUAUGCCGCGCUGCCUCUUCUAGCGACCGCCGUGGUUCUCUGGGCCAUCUAUCCUCACUUCAAGAAACGAGAUUUACCCUUACCACCAGGACCUCCAGGCGAGCCGAUCAUAGGACAUCUUCGAGUUAUUCCUCAAGACCAUCCCGAGCACCAGUACACGCAAUGGGGCAAAGACUACAAAUCCGACAUUCUCUCUUUCAACGUCUUGGGACGGCCCAUCGUAGUCGUGAAUAGCAUUGAAGUAGCCCACGAUCUGCUCGAUAAGAGAGGAGCCAACUAUGCCGACCGCCCGCGAUUCGUACUUUUCGAAGUGAUGGGCUGGGGUGUUACCCUGACCUUCUUACGAUGGUCCCCGCAGUUUCGCCUACACCGUAAAUUGCUCCAGCAAUCCUUCACGCAAUCAGCCUGCAAGACAUACAGGCCGAUCCAGAUUGAAGAAGCUCGACGCGCGAUCAAGGCAAUCCUUCAUCAACCAGAGAAAUGGGAGGGUCUUCUGCGAAAUUUCUCAACCGCAGUGGUGCUGCGUAUCGGGUUUGGUAUUGAUGUCCAAGAACAGAAUGACCCGUAUGUGAAAAUGGCGAUUGACGUGGAGGAAGCAACUGGCGAGGGUGGUGUUCCGGGGUUUUCGAUUGUCGAUAUGUUUCCUUUACUUCGGUAUCUUCCGAGCGUUUGUGCUGUCUUGGACAUAUUCAAACCGCUUGCACAUGCUCGGCGAACGAAGGCUUCUAUCCAGAGACUCCAUGAUGCACCAUGGGAUGCCACUGAACCUUUGAUCCGUGCCGGAAAGGCCACUUUCCCAUCCUUCAUGCGCACUCACUUCGGUCGCUAUCUCGAAAAUGAGGGCAAAAACAUGCCUAAUGAAGCGACAGUCGCCGAUCUUAAGGGUGCCGCCGGAGCGAUUUCCAUCGCGGGUGGAAAUACUACCUGGUCGACUAUUAUCGUUGCCAUCCUGAAUCUGAUGCUCAACCCUGAUAUACAGGCGAAGGCUCAAGCGGAACUCGACCGUGUGAUUGGGAUCGAUGAGAAGGGGGAUAUCUUACGAUUACCGACCUUUGAAGACCGCGCAGAAUUGAAGUAUUUGGAGCAUACCAUCCAAGAGACAACACGCUGGGCACCGCUCUCGCCUGUGGGAGUUCCACACGCGACGGUUGAAGAUGAUACUUACAAGGGAUACCAUAUCCCGAAAGGCUCGGUGGUGUUUGCGAAUGCAUGGGCUAUGACACAUGAUGAGCGGUACUACUCUUCACCAGAUGAAUUUAAUCCUGAUCGAUACAUUCCUAUCGCAGAGGGUGGGAAAGGGGAGCCUUUCCCAGAGGGGCCAUUUGGUUUCGGACGGCGAGUGUGUCCUGGGCAGCACCUAGCAUUGGCUGGCGUUUAUAUUUUGCUGGCGACUCUGCUAGCGACAAUGGAUUUGAAACGCCCAGUGGAUAAAGAUGGGAAUAUUAUUAAACAGACCGUCUCGUUUACCAAUGGAUUAAGCGGUGUUCCAGAUACUUUCCAGUGUGUGAUUAAGCCGAGAUCGGAGAAGGCUAGAGAGCUGUUGAUACAGGGCUAAUGGAUCGAUGUUAGGGUUGUUCGCCAUAAAUAGUUGGUUUAUGUUGAAGAUACAACAUGGAUAGUUCUAAAUAAGCCACAUGUACGUACAUAUUAAUGUAUUUGAGUUGAAGUUCUAAGGUGGUUACUUAAUUUCAGAAAUUAGUAUAGCUCAGAAUAUUUAUUAGCCUUAUUAUAGACUGGUAAAGAUAUAGAUAAU
Molecule: messenger RNA, 1871 nt
Organism: Talaromyces proteolyticus
Lineage: Eukaryota; Fungi; Ascomycota; Eurotiomycetes; Eurotiales; Trichocomaceae
Product: cytochrome P450
Exons: 1
Coding region: 117-1673 (518 amino acids)
Molecular function (GO): iron ion binding; monooxygenase activity; heme binding
Source: RefSeq, a predicted model, not a curated record